This is a messenger RNA of Myiozetetes cayanensis, 2345 nucleotides long. RefSeq names its product RNA binding motif protein 18 (gene RBM18). The coding region runs from base 115 to 687 and encodes 190 amino acids. The transcript is spliced from 5 exons. Gene Ontology annotation, molecular function: RNA binding. The record is from RefSeq and is a predicted model, not a curated record. Lineage: Eukaryota; Metazoa; Chordata; Aves; Passeriformes; Tyrannidae.
GUCAUCGAGCGGCGCCAAACGGGCGGGGCGAGGCCUGCGCGGCCCCGCGGCGAGAGCGGAGCGGGCCCGGAGCCCGGAGAGACCCCCGAGAGACCCCCGGGCACACCCCCGGCCAUGGAGCCGGGCCGCCAGGCGCUGCCCCUCGAGAACGCGUCCAUCCUGUCCGAGGGCGCGCUGCAGGACGGGCACCGCCUCUGGAUCGGCAACCUCGACCCCAAGAUCACCGAAUACCACCUUCUGAAACUCCUUCAGAAGUUUGGCAAAGUAAAGCAAUUUGACUUCCUCUUUCACAAGUCUGGUGCUCUGGAAGGGCAGCCAAGGGGUUACUGUUUUGUGAACUUUGAAACCAAACAGGAAGCGGAGAAGGCGAUCCAGUGUCUCAAUGGGAAGCUGGCCCUUUCCAAGAAGCUGGUGGUGCGGUGGGCACACGCACAGGUCAAGAGAUACGAUCACAACAAAAGCGAGAAGAUCCUUCCAAUCAGUCUGGAGCCAUCGUCCAGCACGGAGCCGCCCCAGUCCAACCUAAGUGUCAGUGCAAAAAUAAAGGCCAUUGAAGCCAAGCUGAAGAUGAUGGCAGAAAACCCCGACGCAGAAUAUCCCGCAGCACCUGUUUACUCUUACUUCAAACCACCCGAUAAGAAAAGGACUACUCCUUACUCCAGAGCUGCCUGGAAAUCCAGAAGAUGAUGCUUUAGGAGUGGAUGGUGGUAGCAAGAAACACUGCUUUGUAUCCGUGGAGUGCUCCAGUGCUUCUGUACGUUGUAGAGUGGGAAGGACACUGCCACCCGAGCAGGGCACGGCUGGCCAGGCACGGCCUGUCCCACCCGAGGGGCUGCAGCCCCUGCCAGAGCAGCUCACAGCUGAAGGCUGUUCAGAGAAGUAGGUUCCCCUCAAAGCCUCUGAUGAACACGCAGACAACCUCUCGUUAGCGUGCAUUCAUUAGCCAGAUUAGAAACAGUAACCAGCGUACGGAGCAAAGCACAUCCAAAAAUACUCCAUUUAACUGAUUACUUUUUAAGUAUUUUUGAACAAAAAGUAUUCCGGUUCAUGUUUUAAUGGAGGGGAAGCACUUGGUUUUGAUUAACAUGCUGUAGUUACCAUGGAAAACUUUUUCAUCUCAAUAAAACUCAUUUUAAAUAGAUUUUGCAACACUUCUAGUAACUGUGCAUGCAAUAUUUGAUAUGCACCAAAGCCAGUUGACUUUGCACUUUGAUUUGCAGGCUUCACAAUGUUACUUUAGGAUGUGAUAACUUUAAGCUAAUGACACAGCACAGGUAUUUUCAGUGUCAUUUAGGCUGUAGGUGUGUGCCUCUGUGUAGGUGUGUUUACACACCACUGAUGUGCUGUGUCCUGAGCUUCAGAGUUUGUGUUCAGUGAUCCCCAUCAGUGGUAGCUCCUCAUGAGCCAGAUGUGACAACAUGAGCGUAACUGCAGCCUCUGAGACACCUGCUGAGCCUGUGACCUCAGUGUUUGCCACCCAUCCAGCCCAGCUCUGGUUUCCACAGGCUGGUAAAGGUGGACAGCUGCCUCUUGCUGUGUUUGUGGUGAACUGGGCCUGCUGUGAGCUGGGAUUGCCUGCCCCAGGGGCUGACUCCACAGGUCUGAUGGAUGGCUCUGGAUCUGAUCUGCAGCCCAUUUUCUCCCUAAAUAUCUGCAAAAUAGAGAUCUGAGGGAAAAAAAUUGUUUUCCUUUGUGCACACAGUGCUGUGAGUGCAUUGCCAGGGGGAUGGCAGAGGACCAGGUGACACUGAUCUCACUUUCCAGUGUGUGCUGUCCCUACUCCCAUCAGACCUCGUCGGUCACUCUGGAGUUGCUUCCCCAGCCCUCAGACAAGAGGAGGACGACAGUUUUGAAGGAGCCCUGGUUUGUGCAGGCAGGAGUUGCUCAUUGGCACAGCCCAGGGAGGUUUGUGUUCCCGCAGCAGCACCUCCCUCCAGGCACAGCUUCCUGCUUCCGAACCCAGCACCUGGAACGGAGCCGUGCGCGUCUGGUGGAGUGACUGUUGAGAGAUGAAUUGUUCAGAAGUAGGUCUCAUGCUGUUAAUGUUUGCUUCCUAGUUUUUGGGUACCUGACUAAAGGGAAAAGUCAUAUCCUUGGGAGUUUGUACCCCUCGGAGUGUCAGUAACACCGGUUUACAUUCCUCUGUGAGCAGCCUGUGUUUGUUCCUGCGUGCUCCAGCAGUUGUAGCUCUCUGGGUAUAUAUCUGCAUUGUUUAGAACAGCUCUCAGUUCUGUUCCCGUUAGGAAUUUGGAAGAUACCUGGAUUCAAAGCGGGUGUGUGGUUGUGCUCCCAUCAGAAACAUACUUUGAUAUUUAUUUGUAUUUAAAUACAACUUGUUGAAAUUC